Molecule: messenger RNA, 4584 nt
Organism: Myotis daubentonii (Daubenton's bat)
Lineage: Eukaryota; Metazoa; Chordata; Mammalia; Chiroptera; Vespertilionidae
Gene: ENPP4
Product: ectonucleotide pyrophosphatase/phosphodiesterase 4
Source: RefSeq, a predicted model, not a curated record
GGCCCGCACUGCGCAGCACCCCGGCCGCGCGGAUUCCCGGAGGUGGUGGCCGCUCCCCGCGGCGGCGGCGGCGGCGGCGGUGGUGGGGGUCGCUACUGCGCAGGCACCUCGGGAAGAGCUGCGCCUCCCGCUGGCCCCGCGCGUCUCCUUCGCGCCGGGACCCUCGAGCGCCCGUUCCGCGCGCUGGAAGGAGCGGCCGCGGCGGCAGGGACGCCGGCGGGGACGUCCGCGAAGGGACCGGCGGCACCGACGUAACUGGCGGAGGCGGCGGCGGCGGCCGGUGUGGGCCGGCGAUUAGCGGAACCCUGAUUGCUCUCCUUCAACACGUUCAAUAUGAAGCUACUAGUAAUACUUUUAUUUUCUGGACUUAUAACUGCGUGUAGAGGUAGUAACUCUUCGUAUAGUUUGCCACCGAAGUUACUACUGGUGUCCUUUGAUGGCUUCAGAGCUGACUAUCUACAGAACUAUGAAUUUCCUCAUCUCCAGAAUUUUAUCAAAGAAGGCGUCUUAGUGGAGCAUGUUAAAAAUGUUUUCAUCACAAAGACAUUUCCAAACCACUAUAGUAUUGUGACGGGCUUGUAUGAAGAAAGCCAUGGCAUUGUAGCUAAUUCCAUGUAUGAUGUAAUCACCAAGAAAUAUUUUUCUGACUUUAAUGACAGGGAUCCUUUUUGGUGGAAUGAGGCAGUACCUAUAUGGGUGACCAAUGAGCUUCAGGAAAACAGAUCAAGUGCUGCUGCUAUGUGGCCUGGCACCGAUAUACCCAUUCACAAUACCACUCCUUCCUAUUUUAUGAAUUAUAGCUCCUCAGUAUCAUUUGAGGAGAGACUAAAUAAUAUUACCAUGUGGCUGAGCAAUUCAAACCCACCAGUUACUUUUGCUGCGCUCUAUUGGGAAGAACCAGAUGCAAGUGGACAUAAAUAUGGACCUGAAGAUAAAGAAAAUAUGCGCAGAGUGUUGAAAGAAAUAGAUGACCUUAUUGGUGACUUAGUCCACAAACUCAAGAUGUUAGGAUUGUGGGAAAAUCUUAAUGUGAUCAUUACAAGCGACCAUGGGAUGACCCAGUGUUCUAAGGAAAGACUGAUAAACUUGGAUAUCUGCCUCAAUCGUUCAGACUACACUCUUAUAGAUUUUACCCCAGUUGCUGCAAUACUUCCCAAAAUAAAUAAAACAGAGGUUUAUAACAAACUAAAAAACUGUAGCUCUCACAUGAAUGUUUAUCUCAAAGAAGACAUUCCUGCCAGGUUUCAUUAUCAACAUAAUGAUCGAAUUCAGCCUAUUAUUUUGGUUGCUGAUGAAGGCUGGACAAUUGUGCUAAAUAAUUCAUCACUAAAAUUGGGUGACCAUGGUUAUGAUAAUUCUUUGUCUAGUAUGCAUCCAUUUCUGGCUGCCCACGGUCCUGCAUUUCACAAAGGCUACAAACAAUGCACAAUUGAUAGUGUGGAUAUUUAUCCAAUGAUGUGCCACAUCCUGGGACUGAAACCACAUCCAAAUAAUGGAACCUUUGGUCAUAUUCAGUGUUUGUUAGUUGACCAGUGGUGCAUUAGACUCCCAGAAGCCAUUGGAAUUGUUCUUGGUGUGCUCUUGAUCUUAACCAUUCUAACGUGCCUCUUCAUAAUCAUGCAGAAUAGACUGUCUGCACCGCAGCCAUUUUCCCGACUUCAGUUACAAGAAGAUGAUGAUGAUCCUUUAAUUGACUAAUACUAUGUGCUGGAGUUUAUACAACGUGUUUUUGCUUAGUCACAAAACCAAGGAUACACCCAAAUGUGUUAUAACUAUGAAAAAGUAUACUUUGAAAGACAAAGAAUUUAUACCAAGCAUGCUAAAAUUGUGUUUUACUUUUCUUUGUGUUUUCUUUUGGUGCAUUAGCUAAUACCAAAAACAAAAACACCCUGAACAUUGGAAAAAUUGCUGGUAGAUUAUUAACACUAUUUCUCUAACUAGAAACAUUUUUAAGAAAAAUACUGCCUCUGCCUUUCUUUGUGCAAUGAAAAUUUGACACAUAUGAAAAUAUAACAAAAUUUAGUAGGCAUACUUUUCUAAUAAAUUUUUAUAUUUGUAAAUGAAACAACAGAAUCUUUAUGUAAUUAGUGGAAUUUGUGCAUCAGGGAGGAAAAGUUUUCUAUAUUUUUAUAUUUACCUUUAAUGGAGUUUGUAUCCCAAGUAAACCCUUGAGUUAGGAAAUUCUCUGUGAUAGUUACAUGAAAUCAGUUAACCAGGCAGAAAAGAUCAAGCAUAUGAAGAUAGUAUUUUAAGAAGUUAUUAUUAAAAAACUAUCAAAGACAAUGUGGUACAAAGCCUCUGUCUUCACCAUUGUGUCUUUGUUAAGACCCUUAAGCUGUUGAAAUCUCAGCAGUUUUCUUUUGAAGAUCAUUGCUAAUAAGAAAUUAAUAGAGAAAAGUGGGUUGCUCUGUGCUUACUGGCUUUGUAUACGUUACUGGUGUGUGUGCACAGGGUGCUAGCAUGUAUGGGUGUGCAGACUGUAGCCAGCUUACGGAGGGGUCGGAGACGGGCUGGACCGGAGGUAGGCUUCCGCAUUCCCACGGCGCCCAGCUCUUAGGAAAGGUUACAUUUGCGUUCAUGUUUGUUUCCCUUCGUCUAACUCACAACUGAAAAUCAUAAUUUAAAAAAUGCAUUCAUUUUUGUUACCAUUUUUAACCUUCUCAUGUUGAUGAUUAUAAUUAGAAGUAUCAAAGAGCUACAGAAAAAUUUAUGACCUGAUUAUAUAUUUGGUUUUGAUGAGUCAGAAUGAGAAAAAGAUAUUUUUAUGUUAACCUUUGGACUUUUAUCCCUUACUUUUUAGACAACAGAGUAGUUAUAUUUAAAGUGGAAUUUAAUAUCUGUUGCUGUUUUACAUUAUCUGUAUGUUAAAUGACAGAAUAAGCUUUCCACAACGCCUAACAUUUCCUAGCUUGAGUGCUAGGUGGAACCUUCUAAUAAUCAAAAUGAAUAUGACGAAACUGAGUUAUGACAGACUAGAUUAUAUGUAUUAGAGGAAAACUUGGGUUCAGGAACCAUUCUUUGGAAGUUGAGGCAAGCAAUUGAUAUUAGUGUGAUCUUUAAAGUUUUGACAAUACAAAAUAAAGUAGGCACCCAGUUCGCAGAUACAGAAAUUAAUUACAGUAAAUAUGCAGCCCAGUUAAAUGUUGAUUAUCUGUGAUGGUUAAGAGCAAUGGUGCUAAUCAUCAAGUGUUUAAUUCACCCUGUCUGAUCACUGCUGGGUUCCUGAUCCUGGUAUUAGUGCCUAUUGUAUCUGGGUUUCUUGAGAAGCAUUUCCACAUCCUGUAUAAAUAGGUGACACUGAUAGUGAUCAUAAGUUGACUGUAUUAAGAACAACAUAAUACAUAAAUGAAAUAAAACCAAUUGGGCUAAUUUUGCUUUUUGACACAUUUUAUUACUGAAGUUUUUCCUCACAUAGUUAUCUUAAAGGUAAUAGUUGAUUUGAAUGAAAUAAUAGAAAAUUUUCUUUUCUACUUCAAUUGCCAUUAAAAAAAUAACAACAAAGAGUACAACAGUCACAUUUAAAGCCCUGGAUAUUUUAAAAAUAGUAGGUGGGUAUUUUAUACUAUUUGAGUAGUCUUUGGUCCUUGGAAUGGUGUGAGUUUUAGUGAUUGCAUUAGCUUGAUGGUGGUAUGAGUUUCAGUGAACUAUACCUGACAUCCAACCUGUGAGUAGAUUUUAUAUAGGAUAGGAUAGGAAGGGAUGCUGUGUCUUAACCCCUGAACAAAAGACAUUUACCUACUUGUCUUAUCAGUCUCAAGAUAUUAACUUUAAUUGAAAUUGUAAAUAUAUAUAUAUAUAUGUUCAUGAAUAGAAUUUAUUUAAUCAAAGAGGUGUUUAUUAUUAUAUUGAACUCUGUGUUAAUUCAUAUGUAUUUAUAAAAACUAUCGCUGUCAAAGCUAAUGAUCCUCCAAUACACUGAAAAAGUCCUUUAGUAAAACAGGCUUUUACAGUAAGGUUUUGAUGUAUUUUAUAAUAUAAUUGGCAAAUGUACCUUGCUGUUUUCUGGGUGAUAGAAAGUAUUUAGCUGUUUAUGACAUUUAACUGUUUGACAACAAUACUCAAAGGUAAUAGGAUAAUUUUUUAUUAGGUGGUUUUUUUUAUUAUUCAGUGAGUGCAUUCAGAAUAAGUAUGUUAACUGAUAACGGGGACAGUUCUGCUCUCAUUAACAUGCAGGUUCUCUGGUCCAUGCUCUGUACUAUAGGCUUUGUGCUAUUUUUCCAUGAAGCUUGCUCUAAGAGGUGAAUGUUUGGGACAUUAAAGGAUUAAAAAUGCCUUUGCAUUAUUCUUGGGUUCCUCUCUUCCUAGCCUACAUCUGGUAAGCUUUAAGGGUGAAUGCAUUUAAUUUAUUUUAUUUGGAGGGUUUUACUUCAUUGUGAAUACCUAAAACUACAAAUGAAGGACAAAGAUGAGAUGGAAAGUGUUUAUUGUCAAUUCUUAAAAUAGUGUGUAAAUAAAAUGACAGUGUGCUUUAAAAAUUUUGUAAUAUAGUGCCUUAAGUUGAAGUAAAAUGUAUUUUGAUUUAUUGUUUGAAUUCAUAGUUAAUGACUGAUUUUAAAAUGUAUCUGAAUAAAAUCUACCAAUACA